AAAAGUUUUCAUUUUGAGCUCCAAAACGAGCUACAAUGGCGCAACGAGGAGAAGAAACUCGCUUAAACCCCAUUGUGCCGGUAUACGCCGGAUCUGAGACCGGCCAAUCAUCUUCCGGGAAGCGCAGCCGUGAGGACGAGGCGCCGCCACCGGGUGGAGGAGAAGACGACGAGUCGUACUCGGCGCCGAAGCGGCGAGCCAAAGCUCAGGACGUGCUCUUCAGAAUCGUGGUGCCGUCGUCGCAGAUCGGCAAGGUCAUCGGCAAAGAAGGAUGCAGAAUACGGAAGAUUCGCGAGGACACCAGAGCCACCGUCAAAAUCGCCGACGCCGUCGCCAGACAUGAAGAGCGUGUGAUCAUCAUAAGUUCCAAGUACAGUGAUAACCAGGUUUCGGAUGCUGAGAAUGCUUUUCAGCAAAUUGCUACUUUAAUUCUCAAGGAAGAUGAUAGUAGUGUUGAGGCAGCAAAAGUUGGUGCUGGACAUGUAGCUGCCAAUACAAUAAGGCUUUUGAUCGCCGGGUCCCAGGCAGGCUCUUUAAUCGGGAUGUCCGGUCAGAAUAUAGAGAAAUUGAGGAACUCUUCUGGUGCUUCAAUCACUGUUCUAGCUCAGAAUCAGUUGCCUUCGUGUGCUUCUGCUCAUGAAUCCGAUCGAGUUGUUCAGAUAUCAGGUGAUGUUCAUGCUGUUCUGAAGGCCUUGGAGGAGAUUGGUUGUCAACUAAGGGAAAACCCACCUAAACAAGUAAUUUCUAUCAGCCCGGCAUAUAACUAUACAACGGUUCGACCGCCUCAACCUUACAUGGAUCCAACUUCAGUUGAUUAUGUAACCUUCGAGAUGGCGAUAUCGGAAACUCUGGUUGGUGGCUUGAUCGGCAGGUCUGGCUCUAACAUAUCAAGGAUUAGGAAUGAAUCUGGAGCAACGAUCAAGGUUUAUGGGGGGAAAGGUGAACAGAAACAGAGGCAAAUUCAGUUUGGUGGUAGUGCCCAACAGGUUGCGUUGGCGAAGCAAAGGGUUGAUGAAUAUGUCUAUUCUCAGUUGAUACAACAAGCUGAUGCUCAACAAGCAGCAACUACAUUGCUAAGACAAUGAUCUUCGGUCACAUCAUGAACCUAACUCCGAGGCGUUCUCGGACUUGAAGAGAUGAUGAAGCUAUAAAACAUCAAGAAAUUGAGCUCCUAUCUCAACAAUUGAAAGUUGACCACAAGAAAUUCAGUUUCAUAAUCAUAGGUAUCAACUCAAGCAAUACAAUUUGUCGCUCUAUGCUGUUUUUGGCAAUAACGUACCAAAUAUGGAAAAUGUGUAAAAGGUAAAGGGUGAUAUUGCAUUGUUAGAAUUUUUUUUUUUUUUUUUUUCUGUUAGAUGGGAUUUUAAAGGAUACAUGAACAUCUCAAGUCCU
Molecule: messenger RNA, 1392 nt
Organism: Morus notabilis
Lineage: Eukaryota; Viridiplantae; Streptophyta; Magnoliopsida; Rosales; Moraceae
Product: poly(rC)-binding protein 4
Exons: 9
Coding region: 36-1085 (349 amino acids)
Biological process (GO): regulation of gene expression
Cellular component (GO): cytoplasm; nucleus
Molecular function (GO): mRNA binding
Source: RefSeq, a predicted model, not a curated record